Messenger RNA from Aspergillus ochraceoroseus IBT 24754, 767 nucleotides. RefSeq lists its product as uncharacterized. The coding region runs from base 149 to 559 and encodes 136 amino acids. The transcript has a single exon. The record is from RefSeq and is a predicted model, not a curated record. Lineage: Eukaryota; Fungi; Ascomycota; Eurotiomycetes; Eurotiales; Aspergillaceae.
ACGAUAAAUAUGCAUAGAAAGGGGAGGUACAGCAUGAUAUUUGUUGUUAUUCUCCUUUCCUUCUCCCUCGGCUAUGGGAGCCUAAGAUACUUGAACAGAAGAUGGGGUAAAUUACUUGAUUCCGGUAUAUUUUAAUUCUUCAUGGUACAUGAAUUACACCCUCGGGCCCUAUGUGUCUCUCUGCUCGGGAAGGAUUCGAUCUUCUUGUUCUGUGAUUAAUGAAUCUCCUUUUAAAUAUAGCAUUUCUUGUUCCAUGUACCUAUUCUAUUGGCCUUGCCCUUGUUUUUUCCAGCCAUGUACCUUGACUGUCAUUCGCUUAUGUAGCCAUGUUCAAUGUAUCUUGUUAUUGCUAUUCACUAUUUGGCCAGACCCUUGUCCUGGGCAGAUGUAUUAUUGUAUCAAUAAUAAUCUUUUUCACUCUUCUGGGUCUCAUCUAGCUUCUCGAGCUUUGUUUUUCUUUCAUUACUGUAAGUCCCACGCUUCGCUGCCUGCACCAGUCACUAUCUCAUUCACCAGGGCAGUGCAGCCCCAAUCUCCGUCAGGAUACUUUUCCCAGUAACAGUCAUGUCUCUAUCACUGGAGACAAGAGACUGUGGUCUACUGCCGGUCCAAACCUAAUGGAGAUGUCCGAUAGCCACUACAGAAAAUAUAGUUGGAGAGAAAAAGGUAACUGCUAUAGAGAAUAUAGUUAUGUAUCAAUCCUGACAGAUAAAGUCAUUCUCUCAGAACUCGCACCUAGUGCUGUAUAAAGGACAAAUUGAUAUAAA